ACCGGCCGCUCACCAGUGCCGAUCAUCAUCAUUAUCGCCGCGAAAGUGAACUCGAUUUUUUUAUAAUUAAAAAAAAUAAAACAAUAGUAUAUUUUCUUUUCGAGUGCAGCAUAUUACAUUUAAUAUACAACUGAAAGAUACAGAUUGAAAAUGUUCUAUCUAAUUGCUUCGAUUUUCCUACUGACGUAUCAAGUUCACGGCCAGAAGGAAGAGUUCAAAUGCCCAGACGAAUACGGUUUUUACCCACACUCGAUAUCAUGCGACAAAUACUGGAAAUGUGACAACAAUGUUGCCGAGCUUAAGACUUGCGGUAACGGAUUGGCAUUCGAUGACACCGACCCCAAAUACUUGAAAGAAAACUGUGAUUACUUGCACAAUGUAGACUGUGGUGCUAGAACACAAUUAGAACCUGCCAUUAGCACACCUCACUGUCCUAGAUUGUACGGUAUCUUCCCCGACGAUGUCAAGUGUGAUACUUUCUGGAAUUGUUGGGGGGGUGAAGCGAGCAGAUACCAAUGUUCUCCCGGCCUAGCAUACGACCGUGAAUCCAGAGUAUGUAUGUGGGCUGAUCAAGUACCUGAAUGUAAAGUUGAAGAAGUAGCCAACGGUUUUAACUGUCCCGCCGCUGGUGAAGUAUCCAGCUCCGUAGGAUCCUUCAGUAGACACGCACAUCCAGAUGACUGCAGAAAGUACUACAUCUGUUUGGAAGGAACCCCAAGAGAAUAUGGAUGUCCAAUUGGUACAGUCUUUAAAAUCGGCGAAUCUGAUGGCAGCGGAAACUGUGAAAACCCAGAGGAUGUUCCUGGAUGUGAGGAUUACUAUGGAGACUUGGACUUGAAGGCAAUUAGAAAGAGUGAGCUGUUAUCAGGAUUAGAAGGAAAUGCCAAGCCUAAAUCACCCGAACCAGCAGCUCCAGUACCAAAAGUCACCAAGCCACAGCCCCAAAGAACUGCACAACAGGCAAGACCUCAGCCAGUAGCUCAACAACAGCAACAACAACAAAGGCCACAACAAAUAGCUUCACAGUCAAAAGACUACGAAGAGGCUUAAAUAACAGUAUUGAGCAUAGCUCAGUAGCUACACAAGACUAAUAACAAAAUUUAAGGAAGUUUUUUUUAUUUUGAAUUAUGUGAGCACUGUUUUGAUUUAUUCACAACCCCAAAGUAUAUAUUCUUGUAAUUAACUUAAUGAUAAACAAAUAGGUUUUAUUUUAUUUAAUUAUCAGAGUUCACAUAAUUCAAAACAAUAUUUUAUUAUUUUUACAUUUUGUUUCCUUAUUUUCCUUUUUUAAUCAAUUGUGGUUAAAGUUUUAUGACCAAAACUAUUAUGUUAUUUUACAUUUUAAUAAUAGAAACUUACAGACAUUACUUAUAAACAUGUUUACAACUAAAUAUUUUUGUAAUUUACUUGUAAACUCAAAAA
Daktulosphaira vitifoliae (grape phylloxera) is the source of this 1422-nucleotide messenger RNA. RefSeq names its product protein obstructor-E (gene Gasp). Gene Ontology annotation, molecular function: chitin binding. The transcript has 5 exons. NCBI's taxonomy places the organism in Eukaryota, Metazoa, Arthropoda, Insecta, Hemiptera, Phylloxeridae. Gene Ontology annotation, cellular component: extracellular region. The coding region runs from base 151 to 1050 and encodes 299 amino acids. The record is from RefSeq and is a predicted model, not a curated record.